Tripterygium wilfordii is the source of this 3862-nucleotide messenger RNA. RefSeq lists its product as uncharacterized. The record is from RefSeq and is a predicted model, not a curated record. Gene Ontology annotation, biological process: mitotic sister chromatid cohesion; DNA repair. NCBI's taxonomy places the organism in Eukaryota, Viridiplantae, Streptophyta, Magnoliopsida, Celastrales, Celastraceae. Gene Ontology annotation, cellular component: nucleus; chromatin. The coding region runs from base 366 to 3443 and encodes 1025 amino acids. The transcript is spliced from 16 exons.
GGACAACCCAGCGCCGUGGAAACCAGGGAUUGGUUUGUAUUUUGUAAGUCUGUGUUUGCAUGUUCAACACAUUGCCCAAAAAACCCAAAUUUGCCAUGGUGAGUUGUAAGCGAUCUGGUUGCCAUCUGAGUGUCUCCCUUUUUAGGCUAUAAAUUGGAGGGCGGGUAUUGGUAUUUUGUCAGUCUGUGUUUGCUGUUUGCAUGCUCAAAACAUUUCCUAAAAACCCCAAAUUUGCCGUGGUGAGUUGUAAGCGUACUGGUUGCCAUCUGGGUGUCGCCUUUUCCGGGCUAUAAAGUGGAGUCGCAGAGAGUAACAGAGACGGGAUACAAAGUUUUUACCUCUUUUUUAGGGUUUGUACUGAUAGAAUGAAGAUGGUUCUCACGGACAUUCACAUUGAGACGCAACUUAUGGAGACUGGAAAUAGCCUUCUCAACCCUCCUUCAUCCACUAUUGAGCUUCGCUCUCUUCUUGAUAAAGCUGAGCACUUGCUCGCAAAUGUGGAUCAAGCACCCUCGAGAGCAACGCAAGAUGCAAUGCUACCAAUAAUGAAGGCCUUAAUUGGGAAUGACCUUUUCAGGCACUCAGACAUGGAUGUAAAGGUCUCAGUUGCAGAUUGUAUUAGUGAGAUCACAAGAAUAAGUGCCCCCGAUGCUCCCUACAAUGAUGACAUGAUGAAGGAGUACUUUCAGCUGGCAGUGGAAGCCCUUGAAAACCUAUCCCUUGUGUCGGGUCGCUGUUAUACGAAAGCAAUCUCUAUUCUUGAUACAUUGGCAAGGUGCAGGUCAUGCUUGGUAAUGUUGGACCUGGAGUGUGAUUCGUUGAUCAUCAAAAUGUUCCAAAUUUUUUUCAAAGUCAUCAGGUCCAAUCAUCCGCAUAUUGUUUUUACGUCGAUGGAGACCAUAAUGACCAUGGUCAUUGAUGAAAGUGAAGAAGUCUCUGUGGAUCUUAUCAAUCCUCUUUUAGCUAGUGUCAGACAGGAAAAUCAGAGUGUUUCUCCAAUAUCAUGGAAGCUUGGGGAGCAAGUUCUUGUCAGCUGUGCUUCUAAGCUGCAACCAUAUCUUAAAGAUGCAGUGCAGUCUAUUGGCGUUGCUUUGGAUGAAUAUGCUCCUAUUGUUGCUGCCCUUUGGGAAAACAAAACUAAUACUCUUGAUAAUGACGAUGGAAGUGGGUCGGGGGAGCAUCUGGAAGAACACAGGCUGGUAAAUGGGGAAGGUUUAAUUGAGCUACCUGAGGAAGAACACGGGCUGGUAAAUGGGGAAGGUUCAAUUGAGCCACCUGAGGACUCACACAAGCCGGUGAAUGGGGAAGGUUCAAUUGAGCCACCUGAGGUGAAAGAGGAACUCUCACCAGAUGCUAUGUCAAAAAGUGAGUUAGAGAAUGUUCCAUUUAAAAGAGGUCGGAGGCCUAAUUCUUUUCUGAAUCCUGAGGAAGGCUAUGAUUAUUCGUGGAUCUUUAAGGAUAAAAAAACUCCAAAAGUACCAGGUCGUGUAAAAUCUCGUGACAGGGGAAGUGGUCAUUCAUCUUCUAAAACCCCAGUUUCUGAGAACACAGAUUUGACUUCAAGACAUGAUAGAGGGACAAAGCCUCCGGGAUAUACAUCCAAAGUAGGUGAAGGCAUAGGUUCUUCUUCCCCAAUCCCGAAACAUAGCCUUCCUGAUAAAAGUCAUCCUAAAAGAGGCCGGCCAAGGAAAAAAAAGAAUCUGGUGAAUCAAGCAGUGGAUCCUAAUACCUCAUCCGUGUUGAAGGUAGAGAACUUGAGGGCUGAGGCUGAGGAAAAAUAUUCACAAUCUACAGAUAUCAGCCUAAAAAAGAAACCUGAAGAGAACAGUAAAUUGGAAGCUGGGCAAAGAAAACAUAUGAGAAAAACUAGUAACUUUGCAACAGCUUUUGAAGAAAUGACUGCAUCUCAAGGAUUUGUUGCCAAAGUGAAGAAAGCAGUACCAGGUCCUGUAAAGUCUCGUGACAAGGGAAGUGAUCAUUCAUCUUCUAAAACCCCAGUUUCUGAGAACACAGAUUUGACUUCAAGACAUGAUAGAGGGACAAAGCCUCCGGGAUAUACAUCCAAAGCAGGUGAAGGCAUAGGUUCUUCUUCCCCAAUCCCGAAACAUAGCCUUCCUGACAUAAGUCGUCCUAAAAGAGGCCGGCCAAGGAAAAACAAGAAUAUGGUCAAUCAAGCAGUGGAUCCUAAUCUCUCAUCUGUGUUGAAGGGAGAGAACUUGAGGGCUGAGGCUGAGGAAAAAUAUUCGCAAUCUACAGAUUUGACUUCAAGACAUGAUAGAGGGACAAAGCCUCCGGGAUAUACAUCCAAAGUAGGUGAAGGCAUAGGUUCUUCUUCCCCAAUCCCGAAACAUAGCCUUCCUGAUAAAAAUCAUCCUAAAAGAGGCCGACCAAGGAAAAACAAGAAUCUGGUGAAUCAAGCGGUGAAUCCUAAUCCCUCAUCCGUGUUGAAGGGAGAGAACUUGAGGGCUGAGGAUGGGGAAAAAUAUUCGCAAUCUACAGAUAUCAGCCUGAAAAGGAAACCUGAAGAGAACAGUAAAUUGGAAGCUGAGCAAAGAAAACAUAUGAGAAAAACUAGUAACUUUGCAAUGGCUUUUGAGGAGAUGGAUGCACCUCAAGGAUUUGUUGCCAAAGUGAAGAAAGCUGAGAUUCUAAGUGAGCGUGAGGAAAAGGCACAACAGCUUUCAAUUUCAAAGGCAGGGGUAAGGAUCGUCAAUGAUCACAGCUCAUCAGUUAAAAAAGAUGUUUAUAGGAGGAGUGUUGAUUCUGUUUCAGAUAGAAAUACUACUGAAGCAUCUGGCAGUAAGAGCAUAUCUAAGUCCACAUUCAAAGCUUCCAAUAAAGACGGAAAUCAACUUGAGGAAAUGCCUAAAUCUAAACUCAAGAGGAAGCAUAGCAUGAGGAAGGAAGUGUCUUCUGGAAUUCCCUAUCAUGGGAACCAGCUGGUUGGUCGCACGAUAAAGGUUUGGUGGCCAAUGGACAAGGAGUUUUAUAAAGGCGUAGUUGAUUCCUAUGACCCUGUGAAAGAGAAACAUGAGGUGCUAUAUGCUGAUGGGGAUAUAGAGACCUUGAAUCUCAGAAAGGAGUGCUGGGAAUUGGUUGAAGAUGAUGUUUUGCCACAUGAAGGGCAAGGUAUUGAUCUUCCAAAACUAGACAAUCCACCAGAUAGAUUGGAAAAGCAAAAGGGGAAGAAAAGGAAGCUGGAAUCAGGAAAACAACGAAGUGCCAAUGUAUCCAUAGAAAGGAGUGGAGCUACUGAUAGCGCUUUCGAAGUCAAAGCUAGAAAUAGUGGUAAAACUGAUAAAGCUGUUCAAGUUGAUACGUCUGUGGAUGCAGCAACUCAGACAGAUAACUUGAAAGAUGAUAAUAAAGAAUCUGCAGGAAAUUUGAGAAUGGAAAGUCCAGGAGCGGUCUCAACACCAACAAGAUCAUAUCAGAGAAGCUGACCCUGUUCAGUGGCGAAAGUCCUAAAGGCAUUAGCAGUUGAUCAUCGGUGGUUGUUAUCCAGACAAAAAUGAAAGAAUGCGUGUAUAGAGGCAAGAGGCAAGAAGCAAGUUAUUGAGAGAUUGGGAAGCUUGGCAUGUGUAGUGUCUGUUUUGUUCAGGUUAGUAGUAGCUUUGCUAUUAUCGUUGCAUAUUUAGUCCACAGCGCUGUACGUGCUGUCUGUCUUUUGCUGGAUUCGGACAAUGGACAGCAGGAUGGUCCUGUUGAUAAUUUAUCCAGUUCAUGUUGUGAUGGUAACUUAAUCCCCUCGAUUUUGUACUUGUAGACCUAACGUUCGGCACCUAAUCAUGUAUGGAUGGAAAUAUGAAGGUUUGGGAAUGGGAAUGAUGUUGUUGUCCUUGUGUCAAUGACAAAUUGCAUU